Messenger RNA from Pimephales promelas (fathead minnow), 2176 nucleotides. NCBI's taxonomy places the organism in Eukaryota, Metazoa, Chordata, Actinopteri, Cypriniformes, Leuciscidae. The record is from RefSeq and is a predicted model, not a curated record.
AAAAUAAGCAAGUAAAUAGGAAAUAAGCAAAGCAGAACACUGCGGGUCAAAACAGCAGUAUGUGCGCAAGCUUGAUCCACUAGUGUUUCUUCCACUAGCUCGUGGCCUGAUUGGAGGUAGCUCGUCAAGGAUAGCAUCGUGCAGAAACGCACCCGCGAGUGGAUGGCAUUCUGCGCAUGUAUGCUGUUUUUUGCUCUCGUAUCCUGUGCGCUAUUUUUGAGACUAGAUAAACACCGUAGGGCCAUUCACAUAUUGUGUCUUUUGCGCUCUUAAGGUCGCUAUUUCAAAUGUACUGUAGGCGCGCGGGAAGUGCUCUCAUAAUUGAAAUGAAUUUUGAUUGUCGCAAGCGCACCGCAUUUCAUGUGUCAAGAACCAACCACCAUUGAAUGCUCAAUAAACAUUAAGGUUCGGGGUGCGCCCAAACGCUACCACUGUUUUUCUCUUCUCCGUGAAUAAAUCUUGUAGCAGACCUACUGAAAGCAUUUUUCGGUAGUGAAUAUCUAUUAGCUACUAAAACAACUUUGUCGUUGUGGAGAGCGCAGUGCAUGGAUGCUUAGCAAUGACAGACGCCACGGGAAAAUCGGCCUGAUUUUUACUAUUAAUAAUAAAAGAUGAGCUUCUAUACAUGUGUGUGUAUAUGUAUAUAUACAUAAUACAUCAUCCUUGAGAUGGUCUUGAUUGGAGUCCACCUGUGGUAAACUCAGUUGACUGGUUGUAUAAACCCCUCAUGGCUGAUCAGACAGUACUGUAUAUACUGUAUAUAGCAUGUCUGUGUCUGAGCGCAGGACGACUACAAUCACGUUCACGGCGGGAAGUGGACGGUGGGUAACCUGCGCCUCUAUCUGGAGAGCACUAGAGGACGGGACGUCACCAACCACCUGUUUGACCAGAUCCACUGGAUCAUCGUCCAGUCGCUCAAAGCCGUGGCUCCCGUCAUGAAUAACGACAAGCACUGUUUCGAGUGUUACGGUUAUGACAUCAUCAUCGACGACCGGCUCAAGCCGUGGCUGAUCGAGGUGAAUGCGUCCCCGUCCCUUACCUCCAGCACGGCCAACGACCGCAUUCUGAAGUACAACCUGAUCAACGACACGCUGAACAUCGUGACCCCGAACGGCGAGAUCCCGGACUGCCGCUGGAACCGCUGUCUGCCCAAAGAGGCUCUGGGACACUAUCAAGUGCUAUAUGACGAGGAGCAGGCCCUGAGCGAGAGCGCUGACCUCAGGAGCCGGUCGGGUCAGUCGCUGGGGUCAAAGGGCAGCAGAUCCGGCAGCGUGAGGCCACCGUUCCCCGCCACCUGGAAGUGAGACUGACAACACACGAGGCCUUCACUGGAGACACUGCAGCUACUGUGUGUGUGUGUGUGUGUGUUUAGCCCGUAUCAGUGUGAUCACAUGACCUUCGCAGAACUAGCUUCCACAAGGUUUUUUUGGCAUUGAAAGUAAAGAUACAUAUAUUUCUAAAAUAAACGCCGAUCUUCACUUUGAGCUUCCUAACUAGAUUAGCAAUAUACCCAAGUAUCCUGCUCCAGUGGACACACUCCUUACCACUGCAAACUACACUAACAACACAAGAUGGCGCUAUAUCCACUACUGCACAAUGAGACCGCGUGCUCCUUCACGAACACUGUCUCUGACCCGGCUAUAACAUGGCUUUCCUGAGGGGACGCUCAUCCAACACUGUUUAACUACAACACAGAAAUCACCCAGACCGUCACUUUUAAUACAGGACACCGUUAGAGAUUGGGACUAAACAACAUAGUACUGGAAAAAGCUGAAUUUGCUUUAUUUAACACUAAACACACAGAUGAGCGAGCAGGUAAACGCGUACACACUCCCCAACACUGACUUUUGGAGAUACUCUAGAUAAGACACAGUCUCCAUGCAACUCUUAGAUCAGCCCUGGCCUGCUGAUCUGGGCAUUUAUGACAUUAUUUCCCUUUAUCUGUGCCGUUUUAGAUUUUAUAUUUAUCUGUGUUUUUUUUUUUUUUAAAUGUUUUAGAUUUGAUUUUAUAUUGUGCAAUUUAAUAUAUUUUAUUUAUUUUAUUAUUUUAUUACUUUUAUUGAUGUACUAUAUAUAUAUGGUAAGGGAUAAUAAAAACCGAAACGUCACUAUUAAAAUAGAAUUUGCCUGAUAUUGUUCAUGUUCAAAACAGCAAAAUAAAUAAUGGUGCAAAAGA